Chroicocephalus ridibundus (black-headed gull) is the source of this 4202-nucleotide messenger RNA. It is a transcript of the gene HAAO, whose product is annotated as 3-hydroxyanthranilate 3,4-dioxygenase. The record is from RefSeq and is a predicted model, not a curated record. Gene Ontology annotation, cellular component: cytoplasm. Gene Ontology annotation, molecular function: 3-hydroxyanthranilate 3,4-dioxygenase activity; iron ion binding. The coding region runs from base 1 to 936 and encodes 311 amino acids. The transcript has 10 exons. NCBI's taxonomy places the organism in Eukaryota, Metazoa, Chordata, Aves, Charadriiformes, Laridae. Gene Ontology annotation, biological process: quinolinate metabolic process; 'de novo' NAD+ biosynthetic process from L-tryptophan.
AUGAAGUCACAUGCAGUUUGCCCACGGAGAGAGCCCUCUGCAAACUUUCAUAUCUCUGUCAAAAGCUGGUGGACCAUGGAGCUUCUUGUAAAUGUAAGAAAAUGGAUAGAAGAAAACAAACCUGCCUUUUUGCCACCUGUGUGCAAUAAGCUUAUGCAUCGCCAUCAAUUAAAUGUGAUGUUUGUUGGAGGGCCAAAUGAAAGGAAGGAUUAUCAUAUUGAAGAAGGAGAAGAGCUUUUUUACCAGGUUAAAGGAGAUAUGUGUUUGAAGAUAAUUGAAAAUGGGAAACAUAAAGAUGUUGUCAUCCGAGAAGGGGAGAUGUUCCUCCUACCUGCUAGGAUACCUCAUUCUCCUCAGAGAUACGCAAACACUGUGGGUCUUGUGAUUGAGAGGGAAAGAUCAAAGACAGAGAUUGAUGGGCUCAGAUACUAUGUUGGAGAGUCAACUAACGUCCUCUUUGAAAAAUGGUUUCACUGUGAAGACCUUGGCACUCAACUUACACCAAUUAUUCAAGAGUUUUUCAAUUCAAGGCAAUAUAAAACUGGAAAACCAAAUCCAGAUGAACUCCUGAAAGAAACACCUUUCCCACUAAAUUCCACUUCUGUUAUGGAGCCGUUUUCCUUCCAAGGCUGGUUAAAUGAUCAUCGUGGUGAAAUAAAACAGAAGAAAUCCUUGAGUAUGUUUGGAGAUAACUUUGAAACAGAGGUUAUAGCUUAUGGACCAGGAACAACUGAGAAAAGUAAAAAGAAUUCAGAUAUCUGGAUAUGGCAGCUGGAGGGCACAUCAACUGUUACCAUGGAUGGUAAAACCCUGACUCUGUCUGCUGGUGACAGCCUGCUUGUCCUUGCCCAGUCUACGUACUGCUGGAAGAGAGCAGAAGAAUGUGUUGCGCUCUGCAUUGCUCAGGAUCCAAAACGCAAGCAGCCUUAUACCUAGGCUCCUGUGCCAGCUGACUUUGAUGAUAACUAAGUUUAACCUAUUUGCCUUAUCUUAAUUAACUUUUAGCCGGAAUGCCUGAAAAUUUGAAUAGUCUAGCACAAUGAUUACAUUAAAUUAAGAGGAGUCAAGUGCUGCACCCAGUUAAAACUUCCCCCCCCCCCAAGUAGUUAAAGUUUCAGCAAAAUCAGUAAUUUAUUUAAAAAAAUAGUUCUUAUCUGAAAGAAAAUGAAAAUAGAUUCAAGUAGCAGGAUUACUUAUGUAAUAAUAUAUAUGAUACUACCUAGAAUAAGUUAAAUCUUUUCAAAUGCAAUUCUCUGCCACAAGGUGUAGAAAAUGAGAUAGGACAGGUAAUGUUAUGCCUACUUAGGGUGCAGUCUUAAUUUCCUUGUCUCAGUUUUGUCAUUUGUAAUAAAUGGGGUAUAACGUUAGUUACCCAGCCCACAGUAAGGGACCUUUAUUGGCAGCAGCUCACAGAUCUUCCGAGUUCUUUAGCUAAAAGGCCCUUUAAAAACCAAAACGAACUGUCCACUGCACUGCUCGAGGAUCUCAGAGCUUUGUGAAAGAGAGAAACGUAAAGGGGGAAGCAGUAUCUGCAACAAGCCGUACCUGCCACAAUAUCAAGCGUUACUUAGAUCACCACCGUACUUGCUUCAGGUAAUUUAUCGGUUUACCAAAUCCAACAGUGCAGUAUCAAUCACACAUACCAUGCUGGAUGCUGUCUGUGCACUACGCUAUCAAGAACAUAGCACAGCAAUAUGACUUAACACAGGAGCACCCCAGUCACGGGUGUUCUGGUGCAGCAGCAAUCUCCAGUCAAAGUAGCUUAAGCGUGUUGGAGGACACGGCAGCAGAAAAAUUAUUAUAAUGUUUCUGCUAUGUGCUAAUUCUUUUUGAACAAUGAUGUUUCUUGCAGAAAUAACAAGUGUCAAAUUAUCUUUUCCUGCUUUUAUUCCAGGAACUCUCCGGGUGGGGGGUGGAGGAGGUGUGUAUGAUUUUUUUUUAAUUGUUCUUGACAUUAUUAACAUCAGAAAACAAGUUGCUUAAACAUCUGCAACUAUUAUCAAUAGCAUGUUUGAGAAAGCAAAGCAUUACCAUUUCUUGAUUUUUUAAAAAUUCUAAUUAAGUUCAGAAAAUAUUUCUCUAAUAUAUCUCUUGGCUACAAAGCUCAUUAAACAGAGGUGUCAUGCGUGGGUUUUUUUCAAGUGUUCAUAAAUCUGGUAAGAAAGACGGCUUGGCUUUAAUCUAUAACUUACAUUUAAGUUCACUAGCUUUUCUAGUAAAGCAUACAGCAGAAUUUUGCUACAUCCUCCUAAUAACAGGGGACCUAAUUUGAGAUGUUGAGCCCAGUCCUUAAGGCUAUAUUGGGUGUGAGCUAUCACACAUGAAAAGGAGAUAUAACACUCCCUUUGAACAAAGGAGUCAUUCUUCUGAUCACCAUCGGUAUUGGUGUGUCUGUAGAAUUGCCUGCUCCUUGAGUGAACAUCUAUGGUUGAGGGAUCUAGGGUAGCAAAGUGUUAUAUUUUUAGUCCACCAGUUACAGGGUAACCACUGCAAUGCCAGCUAUGGAUUUACUUCAUAUCACAGAAACGUUUCUAUUUUUCACUCUGAAUGACAAGUGGACAGAACACAGCAACAUGUAGAACAACAUCCAGAAUAAUCAACAGCUCUUUACCCACCAAGAGGCACUGUGAGCCAUGGAAAUUUCAGAAUAAAAAUUAAGGCACCUCUCUUCCAGCUUUAGAGACUUAAGGAUUUAAAAUAAAGGCUCCACUUAAACUACGUUUGUGCUGAAGUCCUUUUAUCACAAAUUGUGCUUGAACACCUGAAUUCUACCCAAGUCCCAUACAAGGCACCCAGACCAGAAGCAUCAAGCCAUAGCUCCGUCACCUGCAGUUCUGCCACUGCCAGUGCUCAGAAACCAGGGCUGAGCAGGUCGUCCUAAAGGCUUAGUUAGGCAUGAUGUCUGCAAAGUGCCCUAAUGCACUCCUGUUGACAACGUGCUUGUGCAUGGGUGUCCAUGACAACACACCAGCCCAAAACCAUGUCAAAUGUAUAUACAGGACUUUUUCUUUUCUAUGCAAAGUGUACCUGCACCCUGAUUCGGGAACCCAUUUUCCAUCUGAAUUGUACAGAUAUUGUGUCACCUCUCACUUAAUAAACUUAUACAUUUUGGCAGGAUUGUGCUAACCUCAUUUUAUGGUCUUGCAUAGACUGUCCAUCUGUUGCUUGCUGUUUCUCCAAGAUUCAAAAGCAAAGCCUUUAUAAAAAUGUAUAUUCUAAGCAGUAUUAUAAUAAAGCCUACACAGACCAGAAGCCAUACCUGUACCAUGCUGCAUAAAUGAAUUAUUACCUUAAAUACACGGAAGACUGUCUAGAAUCAUAAGCUGGAGCUGACUUGAAAGCUUAGAAACACCCACAAAGGAGUUUGAGUCUACCUACAAGCAUCCACAGAGAUUCCAAGCCUGAAUCUCACCUAUCCUACAAGUCAGCAGGAGCUUUCCUCUUCACUUCGAGUGGAAAAAGGUGAUGCAGAGCAAUCCUGCCAGCUCUUGAGAAAAGUAUCAAGGGAGGCUAUCAUGGUUCAGUGCCUUUAAAAUGCUUAAUCCCAAUGAAAAAACUGGUAAAUUUCGUGAACAGAAAGAUAAAACAUUCCUUUUUAACUAUUGAUAUAUUUUGACUUCUAUUAUUAUAGCAUUUAAAUGGUAUAAUGAGCAAUAUAAGCAUUAUUACAGUACUUCAAAUCGAGCCAGUAUCUUACAUCUUACAGUCAGUCUUUCAAUUCAUGCAAAUUAGCCAUAUAGAUCAAAAAUAUUUAAAUCAUUUAGUGUCUCCUCCUAUUGCCACUAAGCUAGGCAGGUCUGACCUGAUAGGGUACUGAUAUUCUUAUUUUGAGCUAUGCUGACUUACAUGAAUUAUGGAAAUAAAUUGAUAGUGUCUCACUAUAUUCAUCCUUAUUAAGUAUUGAAAUAUGAGACUAUAACAAAAAUAUGUUGAUUAGCAAGGUUACAUUAUACAUUAGCACCAGUUCAAAACUAGUAUUGAUUGAAGUAAUCAUAAUACUUAAAAAAAGAAAUAAUCCUGGUACAGUAAAUAAAGCUUAAUCUUCACCAGCUAUUUCUAUAAUAUUGAAAUAAGACCUAUAAAAAGCAACUUUAUGCAAAACACAUAUAUUUGUGGUUCCAAGAGAACUACUAGAGGAAAACAAUGACCCUCACAGAUCAUGUAGUAAACAUAUCACAGAUCAACAGCAGAGCUCAAGAGUG